Messenger RNA from Oppia nitens, 1197 nucleotides. RefSeq lists its product as uncharacterized. The coding region runs from base 16 to 1194 and encodes 392 amino acids. Lineage: Eukaryota; Metazoa; Arthropoda; Arachnida; Sarcoptiformes; Oppiidae. The transcript is spliced from 7 exons. The record is from RefSeq and is a predicted model, not a curated record.
ACAAAUGGACAAAAUAUGACCACUAAAUCAUUGAACGAAAAUAAAUAUCAUUUAACAAAUAGAAGCGCAAGAAUAUAUUUUCCAAUAUUUGAAAUGAUUGAGUUUCCCAAUGAGGGCUGUAUGACAGUGGACGGCCUAAUGGGCACGUGUUAUGCGCGUACAGAAUGUCUACUAUUUAAUGGAAUCAGCCGUGGAUUUUGUGCGCGUGGUUUCGGUGUUUGUUGUUUCUUUAAAGCAAAUUGUGGUGAUAUUAUGUUCCGAAAUCGGACACAUCUAUUAAACCCUAACUUUCCGCACGCUUUCAAUGGUGAGAUGCUCUGCGAUACCACCAUAAAGACACCGAUCGAUGCCUGUCAGGUGAGACUUCAUUUCGUCCAAUUCCUUAUAUCCAAUCCCAAAGACAAACUCUGUACGGUUGACUCCCUAACUAUACCGCAUUCAUAUAAAAUACCGAUCCUUUGUGGAAACCUAACCGGUCAGCACAUUUAUUUAGAGGCCAAAGGUAUUCAAGAGUUAAAACUUAAAAUAGCAACAGGAAGUCAUCCUAUGAAUAGGUAUUGGAUUAUUGAAGUCCAGUUCAUUCAAUGCGAUCUAUUGCUCAAAGCGCCAUCCGGUUGUCUGCAAUACUAUACGGGUAUCGAUGGAGUAAUCAAGACAUUCAACUUUGAUUGUGUCCGACGACGUCAAUUGCCAACCCGUUGUCGUUCAAAUAAAGUGAUCAAUACAUUCAAUUCAGUCAACAAUACCGGUAGUGGUAAUUGUCUUCAACAACAUGAGUUCAUUGACAGAUCACAUGAAUGUCUUAUUGGUGAUCUUGAGUAUAAUAUUUGUAUUAGAAUUGAAUGGCAAAGAUGUGCUAUUGAAUGGCGGGCUAAUCACUUUGAUAUGGGACCCAAUGGACUCUUUGGUGGCCAACGUGGAGACUUUUGUCAGCAAAACUACAUAACCAUUGAAAAUGCCAAAAGUUUGAAGGAUUUUACUAAUAGUGAGGUAAACAAACAAAUUGCUAUCAAAAGUUUCGACAGAUUUUGUGGAUCAGCUCUUAAUAUCGACAGAUUUAAUACAACAAGUUCUCCGUUGAUAAGUACAGUAAAACCAUUUCAAUUGGGAGUCACAACUAGCCAUCACUUUGUUGGCCGAUUAAGAGGUGCCUCACUAUCCUAUCACCAAAAAGUCUGUGUCGGCAAUGCAUAAGUC